AUGCCAGACACCCAGCCAGUACCAGGCAGCCUUGCGCUGAUCCUGGUGGGCUUGGAUCGCUGGCGCUUUAUCACACACAGCACCGACGACGGUGCCAUCAGCCACACGGCAGAGAGCGGCGAGGGCACGGUGGUGCACUGCGGCGUGCUGCCGGCCGAGCAGAUGGCAGGCUUCCGGGCGGCCCUGAGCGGCGCCCUGGCCAAGGCGGCGCAGCGCAAGGGCGACGAACGCUCUGCGGCUGGGGGCGGGCAGGGCCACCAGAAGACGCCGGCGAUGGUGCGCGCCCUGGUGCUGCAAGCGCUGGACCAGCUGGAGGCAGAUGAAGAGGACGAGGUGCCGGAGCGGCAGCCGCAGGGCGGUUUCACCGACGUCGGGUUGCACACAGGCGGCGCGCCGCGAGACACCGCAUGGCCGCUGGUCCGCGAGGCCAUCAGGGCAACACUGGGCCACGUCAGCACCUGCCGCAGCCCCUCCCCCGACCUCUUCCAGCUGGCAGAGGCCCACCUGCAUCUGUGGCUGCUGCAGCGUCAGGUGCCGCUGGUGGUGAAUGGCUCAGCCACCUCGACGGCGCUGAAUGCUGCCAUGCAGAUGACGGCGGCUGUGGCCAGCGUGGGCGGCGAGCUGGCCGAGCAGGCGCACGACGUGGCACACUUUGAGGCAGCCUGCAGAGCGGCCCGGCUGGCGCUGGAGGGCGCCAGAGCAGCGCGGGUGCAGGCGGCCGCCAGCGAUGCGCAGCUGCCAGCCCUGGCUGGGCCAGACUCGCCCUGCGGCCCCGGCAGCUACCGCCUCCCGCGCGGCGUUUUGCCGCCGCUCGCCGGCCCUCAGGCUGAGGGAGGCGGCCUCGAGGAGGCCAUUGAGCGGGAGGGCCGCAACCUGGGCUCGCUGCUGCUGCCGCCAGAGCGCCCGCCAGGCCAGCUGCCGUUUGCCGACCUGCUGGCAGCACUGUCCGCCGCCCGGCAGCACCAGGGCAGCGUGGUGGCACAGCACGCGCUGUGCAUGGUGGAAAGAGAGAUGUUCCAGUGCGCCGUGCAAGGCUUUGGCGCGAAGGCGCGCCUGCCAGAAACAGAGGUGGAUUCCCUGGUGGAAGUGGUGAAUGCCUACCUGCUGGCGCUGCACACGUUCCAAGGCGGGGGGGCCAGCGAGCCCCGCAUGCAGGCAGACCUGCGGAGCCGCGGCGUGCUGGUGGUGUGGGUGGCGCUGUGCAUGGUGCACGCCGCCGCGGCCCACGCCCACCCGCUGCUGCAGCAGUACGGGGUGGGCGUCAACUGGGCCGACCUGCGCCACCUGGCGCUCAGCGACAGGACAGCUGUGGACGCCAUGCUGGCGACGGCGCGGUACCUGCGGGAACACAGCCGCGGAAGGGGCGUGUUCACGCUGCGCGAUGGCGGGCAGGCCACGUUUGAGAUGGCAACGCGGUACGGCCAGCAGGACGGCCGCCUGCAGCAGCUGUGGCGGGCAGAGGUGGUGGCAGCAGAGCAGCGCCAGGCGGGGCAUUGGGACGAGGUGCGGCGCAAGCAGGCGCUGGCGGCGGACCUGCGGGAGACGCUGGCCAGGCAGAAGGAGGCGGCGGAAGCAGCCAGGCGGCGAGUGCGUGCAGCACAUGACUACUUAUCUAUUUACUAUGGCGAUGACAGGGAGGAGCUGCGGGCGGCUCAGGUCCAACUGGUCCACGCCGAGCAGCUGUGUGAUUCCACACAGAAGGAACUCACAGCAGCGCUGCAGCCUCCGCCGCCCGUCAUCCAGCCGCUGCCCAAGGGCGCCGCCACCGCGGCCGCCUGGCUCUUCUUCCUUUACAUGCCGCCCCUCCUCAGGCACCUGGCCCGCACCACCUUCCUGGCGCAGAUGCGGCUGCUGCCACAGACCGCUGAUGCGCUGGAAUUGGUGCGUGUCGAGGAACCCAAGACCAGGCUGGCCUCUCACUACAACAACCACCAGGCCUCACCUUACCUUGCGGAGUCCACCGACCGAACCGGCAGCGAUGGCGUCCCAGCCCUCGUUCGCUUUGUGUCAAAUAGGGAGGUACCUCGCCCCGACACGGGCAUCUGGCACCCCGACACCCUGCCACUGCGCAUGGGCUGGCAGGGCAGUGGCAGCGCGGCUGAUGGCGCUCUGGGCAGCUGCGGCUGGCUUGACCCCUGGGCUGCCGUACCACAGGCGCUGGUGGUGCAGGCAUUCACCGAGAAGCUGCCGGCAGCCGCGGCGGCGCUGCAGUGGGCGAUGCCGCUGUACGGCGGGUGCGCCGCCACAGCCUCCAGCCGCGGCAACCUGGCGAUCGCGCAGCAGGACCAGCGCCCGCAGGACCAGCUCUCCAAGCCGGGCUACCUUGCGCUGUGCACGCUGCGGGCCUACCCUCUCACCCAGUACCGCCAGCUGUGUGCCGCGCUGCGCCAGCGCAUCCUGCCGCUCGACCAUCCCGCUGUGCAGACGCUGGUGAGGCAGGCGCUCUACCACUGCGGCCAGCUGACUGACAGCACUGCAGCUCCCACGCUGCUGUGGCGCACCGAGUGGGAGGUGCCAGGUGGCGUGCUCGACACGCUGGCUGCUGAGCUGGCCAGCCUGGCGGAUGAGCUGAGCGACUCGCCACGUCAGCACGGCGCCGUGCUGCUGCUGGGAGAGAUGGCGGCCUACCUGUCCGCCUGGCACACGCCGUUGCGGGCAGUGGCGAGGCGCUUUGCGGCUGCGGCUGCGCGGUGGGCCGAGGACCUGGAGGCUGAGGCGCAGGAGGCGCCACCCGACGAGGCACGCCCCGUGCGGGCCAAGCAGUGCCUGCUGCGCAUGACGGCCCUGCUGUGCCACGCCAGCGGCCAGCUCAGCACGGCAGACGUGCAGCAGCUGCUGAGCCUGGCGGUGCUCGCCCACCACGGCAGCAUCUACGGCAAGGGCAAAGACCUGGAGGCGCACCUGGAGCGGCUGCAGGUGCUGUGCCACUGGACUCUGGCGCGGCGCCUCGAUGAAGUGCUGACCACGGUGGCGCGCAAGCCGGCCGUGCUGACGGCCGCGCUGCGCCGCGUGCUGCAGUUUGCGCCCGCCGACCUCUACUGGAGGAGCAUGUUGUUCGAGGGCCCUCCCGCGCUGCCCGCUGCCAGCUUCCGCGCCGAGCACGGCGGCCACCUCUACUCCAUCAACUGCCUGGACGGUACCGUGCUGCUGGACGGCGGCGAGCUUGUGGUGGUGGAGGUGGAGGCAGCAGGAGGGCGCCGCAUGCAGCUGCUGGACCCAGGGGACGGCGAGGGCGGCGGCAGCUGGGGCGCCGAGCUGCCAGUGCGCCUGCGCGAGCUGCACAGCCACUGGCUCUGCAGGGAGGAGCGUGCGAUUGUGCUCCGGGCCCACCACUUCCGUGACCAUCAGGCAGCCUUCAUCCUGCAGUGGCAGGAGGAGACGCGCUGCCGCCCACUUGUCCGGCAGCGCAGCCGCAGCCGCAGCCGCAGCCGCAAAAGGAGGCCGAGCGCCCCUGCCGCUGCUGCGGCAGUCGAAUUUGUGGUUCGCCGCGUGCCGACGCACCUCAGCGAGAGACAUGCCUGGCCGGAGCUGCUGACUCAGCACGACUGCCACCUCACCGAUCAGCUGGUGCUGCACGACUCCCCAGUGACGCAAGUGCUCUCCAAAUUCGAGCGCCUCAAGUUCAUCCACACCUACAUCCCCGCCGGCACCAGCGCCAGCGACGGCAGCAGUACCAGCGGCAAGGCCAGCACAGAUAGCGGCGGCGGCGGCAGCGGCGAACCCAAGGGUGCCUCCCCGCCUCCCUGGCAGAUGCGGUUUAACCUGCCGCGAUCCGGCCUGGAGUUUGAGCUGCGAGGCGGCCAGCUGCUGUCCCGGGAUUAUGCCGACUAUGAGCUGGCUCCCUGCCAGCAGCUCUGGAAGGAUGCUGGCACCAGUGGUGGCGAUGGCCGGCAGGCUGUGUUUUCCCUUCCCGAUUUCAGGCAGUACCUAGUACUGCAGUCCUGCCAGCAUGGCAGCUCCAACACAGUGGCGGCAGUCCAGCCAACGCUGGUGGUGGUGCCAGUGGGCAGUGUGCAGCGGCAGGCGGAGCAAGUGACUCUGAUGCACAGCGAUGCCAGCGGCGACACGAUCCAGGCGAGUGCCGCAUUGCUGGCAGUGCAUCGUUACGACAUCCACCCCCGCUUUGGCCACCUGCGUGCCCGCUCCAUCCCCGCCCGGCUCCAGCUGGCUGCUCUGUACGCAGCUACCGGCUCGCUGCUGCCAGACCCUGUCAGCCGCAUGACCGGCGCCCAGCAGGCCAUGGCACUGCUGCGACAGUGCUGGACCACGCAGCCGCUGAGCGAAGGCGAGCUGCAGCAGCUCCGCAGCGCAGCAUGCCUAGGAGGGCACAUGGCUGCCGGCCUGCGGCUGCUUGCCCAUGAGCUACAGUGCAGCGCCAGCCAGCUCAACAGCUUGCAUUACCCGCCCCCAGAGGCACUGCCAGACCACUGCCAGCCCCCAACACUUGACCCCGAGUGGGCUGCAGCUUACGAGCAGGAGCGGCGCCGCCACGGCAGCCACAACCCCCGCCUGCUGCUGACCUCAGAGGAGGAGCAGCGCGCGACGGGGCAGGCAAGCGCGGCCGUGGGGCCGCCGCUGUGGCGGCGGCGGCGGCUGUAUCAGCCCAUUGAGGUGCCGGCCUGUCCCGUGGCAGCAGACAUAGUGCGGGACGUGGAAGCAGCCCUGCAGCAGCUCGUGGUGGUGCCAAAGCGGGUGGCGGUCGCCCCUGAGUAUCCACUACGCGCCGCUGGGGGCAAAGGUGGAGCACAGGGCACCCCUCUGGCGGGCCAGAUGCAUGCUGAGCUGCAAGAGAGCUGGGAGGAGCACCACAAGCACCCGGAGCCGGUGGCGGUGACGGCAGGCUGCCGGCAGCACAUCCUGCAGGCCAGGGCCAGGGUGGAAAGUCUGCGCAUGCAAGCCGAGGCCUACCUUCACACCCACCUGGCAGCCGUGCCGGACACAGUGGGCGUGCCGUGCGCUGGCUUCCGCAUGCGGCAGGCCAGCGGCUGCGCUGCGCAGCACGGCCCGCUGGACCUGCUGUCUCUGGCGCUGCGCACGGGGUGCCAGCUGGCGCUGCAGCUCAACCCAUUCCUGUCCGACACCUCGGCGGCCCGCCUGCGGAAGGGGUCCCACGUGUGGCUGCAGCUGUGUGUGCUGGAGGACCGCUUGGGGCGGCUGGAGCGGCUGGCUGCAGACCCAGCGGCCACACCCCAUCUCAUCCAGGAGCUGCUGGUGCACCGCCAGUGGAGCGUGAAGAAGCACCCCGAGUGGCUCGUGUUUGAGGCGGAGCAGCAGCUGCAGAUCCGUCCCGCCCAGUACUGGGUGGCGCUCCACCUGAUGAACAACCGCGGACACAUCUUGCAGCUCAACAUGGGCGAGGGGAAGACGCGUGUCAUCCUGCCCAUGCUCAUCCUGCACUGGGCCGACGGAGACAGCCUGGUGCGGCUCAACCUACUUCGACAGCUGCUGGAUGAGGCGUACGCUCACCUGCACGCCUGCCUGUGCGCCAGCGUCCUGGGGCGCAAGCUCUUUGUGCAGCCCUUCCACCGCGACGUCCAGCUCACGGCCGCCAGCCUGGCAGCCAUGCGCUCUUCGCUGGCCUACUGCCAGCAGGCGGGCGGCGUGCUGCUGACCACUCCCGAGCGCCGCCUGUCGCUGCUGCUCAAGUGGCAGGAGCUGUGGCAGAAGGGGCAGCUGGAGCUGUGCCGCGGCCUGGACGAGCUUGCAGCAAUGCCUUACGUGGAUCUCCUGGAUGAGAGCGACGAGCUGCUACGCCACAUCUACCAGCUCAUCUACGCAGUUGGCGCCCACACUGAGCUGCCUUCCCAGCAGGCCCGCGCCCGCGCCUGCCAGGCGCUGCUGCAUGUCCUGUCUCGGGAGGCGCACGGCAGCGGGCCCAUCGGCAACCUGCUGGCUCGGCAGGGCGUGGCCGUGCCCAGUGGGCCAGGCGGCAAGCCGGGAGCCUACCGCGGCGUGCGCCUGCUGCCGGGCGAAGCACUGGAGAGGGCCGCCCCGGAGCUGCGCCAGCUGCUGGCGGAGGCGGUGCUGGCCCAGCCGCCGCAUGCGAUGCGCUGGAUGGCAGGCCACCCCCAGCAGGAGCUGCUGCUGUGCUGCAUCACCGACACAGCGCUGGACGCCAGCGCCGCCUUGGACGCCUUGCCGGGGGGCCUGAGCGAGGGAGAGCGCGCCGACGUGCUGGCGCUGCGCGGCCUGCUGGCCUGCGGGGUGCUGCAGCACUGCCUGCAGAUGAGGCACCUGGUGGACUAUGGCGUCAAUGAUAACGUCGGCGCCCGCAAGCGCCUGGCGGUACCGUACCGCGCCGCCCACCUGCCCUCCGAGCGCUCUGAGUACGCCCAGCCCGACUCCGCCCUCACCCUCACCACCCUGGCCUACUACCAGCGCGGCCUGUCCCGCAAGGAGCUACUGGACGCCCUGCUCAAGCUGCUAGGCCUGGGCCAGAAUGCGCAGCAGGCGCACUUUGCAGAGUGGCUGGCGCUGGCGGCCCCGGACGUCGCCGCAGGCAGGGCCAGCCAAGCGCAGUGGGCCAGGGAGCCGAUGCCGCUGGCCUCCUGUCAGGAGCUGGCGACCGUGGACCAGGCCAGCAAGCUGGACACCACCAACGCCUCGCAGGUGGACCUGCUGCACAGGCUGUUCAGCCACAACAUGGCGGCAGUCGACUUCUGGCUCAAUGUCUGCGUGUUCCCGGAAGAGACGCGCCAGUUCCCUCACCGCCUGGUGGCCACCUCUUGGAACCUGGCAGACAACCCCCACCACUGCCACGCCAUCCCCCGCGCAUUCCAUCCCGCUGUCGCUGCUGCCCCACCCGCCACGGCCGCCGCAGGCACCAACGACAACCACCGCCUGCUGCCGCUGCAAGUGCGGCAGCACCUGGACGUGGAGCCCCGCCUGAGGGCCACCAACGGCAAGAUGCUGGCGGUGCUGCUGGCCAACCCGCGGUACCACACAAUUGCAACGCAGCAGGGCCAGGCGGUGUGGGAGGCGCUGCUGCAGCUUGCGGUGCGGGAGGGGAUGGAUGCUCUCGUGGACUGUGGCGCGCUCCUGGCCGGCACCAGCAACAGGGCUGCCGCCGACUACCUGCUGCAGCUGCUGGACCGCCGCCGCUUCUCCGGGGUGUGCUACUUCGAUGAGGCGGAGCGGGAGUGGGUGGUGGCCGACCCCCAGGGCCGCCGCCAGCCCCGGGCCAGCUCCCCCAUCCGCGAGGCCCAGUGCCUGACGCUGUUUGACGAGGCGAGGUGCCGGGGCGCAGACCUGCAGCUGCGCCACGGCGCCGUGGGCCUGCUCACCCUGGGCCCAGCUACCACCAAGGACAAGCUCAUGCAGUCGGCUGGCCGGCUGCGCAAGCUGGGCAAGGGCCAGACGCUGCAGACGGUCGGCACUGCCGACGUCACAGCCAAGAUAGCGCGGGUGGCUGGGAUGGCGGACGAUGCCGCCAUCACCUCCCUCCACGUGCUGCAAUGGGCUAUGGCCAACACGGUGGCGGCAACCCAGCGCGGCGUGCUGGAGUGGGCGCACCAGGGUCUGCUGUUUGCCGCCACCCGCGGAGCCCCAGAACACGCCCUGCAGCCAGAGGUGCUGGAGCUGGCAGCCAUGUACGGCGGCGCGCGCGACUGGUGCGCCGUGCCAGAGGUGGUGGCGGAGCAGUGCGGGCGGCGGCAGAAGGGGCGGCGGCCAGGCCUGGCGGCAGACAUGCGGAAGCUGAUGCAGCUGGUGGUGGAAGCCAGCAGGCAGCACGGCGAGGGGCACGAGGUGGUGGCGCAAGGUCAGCUUGGCGAGGAGUGUGAGAGGGAGCUGGAGAGGGAGGAAGAGGAGGAGGAGGAGGUGGAGCGACAGAUUCCACGAAUCGCGGCUAUGAACGAGACAGACUGGGACUAUGGCAGGGCCCUGGGCGCCACCUCCCUGGCUAGCCUGAAGCAUGCCGCUGGGCUGCGCUUGCUGUCGCUGGGACAGCUGGCAGCGCACGUGCAGCCGGCGGCUGUGGGCUGCGUGCCCUGGAGCCAGCACGUCUUCUGCACCCUCAACUUUGCCAUCGCGGUGCAGCAGCCCGAGGGCGAGGCGCUCAACGAGUACCUGCGCCCCGGCAGGCGCGCCACUGGCAGCCGCAGCGGCCAGAUCAGCGAGGCUGGCAGGUCCGUGCUGCUGCUGUCAGAGCGGGAGGCCAAUGGGCUGCUGGAGGCGAUGUGGGCUGGCAGCGGUGGAGGCGGCAGCCAGCCAGCAGGCAAGGCAGCUCCGCUGCUGGUCAGCCUGUGCCAUGCAUGUGCAGCGCCGCCGUUGCGGCUGGCUGCUGCGGCUGCGGGCGGCGGUGCGUGGCAGGCGGUGGGGCAGAUGGCGGCGGAGCUAGGUGCAGGCGCCUUCCUGCCGCAGCUGGUCAGCCUGCAGCUGUGGGAUGGCGAGGCGACGUACGCGCCAGAGGAGCCCAAGCAGGGGCAGCAGGCGCCGCGCCAGCUGGCGCUGUUGCGACAGCUCGUGGCGGGGCGCGGCGCUGCGGCCGAGGCGCUGGUGGCGAUGCGCGGCAAGCAGGUGCUCUUCUCCCGCAGCCAGCUGGAGCUGGCGUGCGAUGCCGACCGAGGCAGCGCCUGA
This is a messenger RNA of Chlorella variabilis, 8577 nucleotides long. RefSeq lists its product as hypothetical. The transcript has 26 exons. The record is from RefSeq and is a predicted model, not a curated record. The coding region runs from base 1 to 8577 and encodes 2858 amino acids. Lineage: Eukaryota; Viridiplantae; Chlorophyta; Trebouxiophyceae; Chlorellales; Chlorellaceae.